Galdieria sulphuraria is the source of this 609-nucleotide messenger RNA. RefSeq lists its product as uncharacterized. The record is from RefSeq and is a predicted model, not a curated record. The transcript has 3 exons. Bases 7 to 387 code for a protein of 126 amino acids. Lineage: Eukaryota; Rhodophyta; Bangiophyceae; Galdieriales; Galdieriaceae.
AUGUAAAUGAGAUUGACAUUCUCAAUAAUUGUGAAGAAGUGGUGGUUACGAGGCAGACAUCUGAUGUUGUAUCGGAAAUGUUUCAAAAGCAAUAAAUACUUGAAACCUUUAACAAGUUGUGUUGUAUUAAAGGUUUGCUUUCAACAACAUAUUUCCACGCAUGCUAUACUUCAAGAGCGACAACAGUUUAGAGAAGAGUGGCUGAAGUUUUUAGUAUGCCCCGUCUCCAAACAACCUCUUCGUUAUGAUUCGAAAAGGAAUGAAUUGGUGAAUGAUUCCUUGUUCAUUCGAUACCCAAUUCGUGAUGGUAUACCACUAUUGACUCCUUGGGAUGGAAACAAAGAAACGGAGCAUAGAUCAACACAAUCCACAGAGAGAGGAGUUUAGAAAGAUGACUGCAUAAGAGACUGGGAAAGUAUAAUAACAACACAGUAAGGAGAUAUAAAUAUUCUUGGUUCCUACUCAGAGUCCAAGUUGUAGAUAAUUUUCAAUAUAAAAUAUUUCCAAUAUAAAAGUAAAGAAUAUCAGAAUAUCAUUUCUUUACGGAAUGUUGCCAUUGUGUAAAACCAACAGUUCCUCGUUCCUUAUUAUAAAAAUGCAUCCAAAUGU